AUGCAACCAUGGGCCCUCGUCACGCCGGCCUCGCGUGGCAUCGGCAUGGAGCUUGCGAGGCGAUUGCUGCAGACGACCAAUGUGCCGGUCGUUGCUACCGCGAGGAAGGAUCUUGAUCAGACGAGGGAGAAUGUGCUGAAAGGGUUGGACGGCGUGCGAGAAGAUAGGCUGGGUGUAGUUAAGGUCGACGUGCUGGGGCAGGGGCUAAUGGUUGCAGACGAGCAGUCGAUCUCGGACGCGGCAGAGCAGGUCUCUAAGUGGUAUCCGAGAAAAGAGGCAUAUCUCCACCUCUCCCUCUGCGUGCCCGGCAUCCUCUUCCCAGAAAAAGCACCUUCCCAGAUCAACUACGACGAUGCCCUGCGCACCUUUCAGACCAACACGCUGGGACCGAUGAUGCUGAUCAAGCACUUCUCUUCCCUCCUUCCUCGCAAAUCCGCAACGCUGUCAGGAGAGAAAGGCCUGCCAGCACAAGCGGUAUGGAUGAACAUGAGCGCCCGCGUAGGCUCAAUCAGCGACAACGGACUUGGAGGGUGGUACUCCUAUCGAGCAUCAAAAGCUGCCGUCAACCAAGUCACAAAGACAUUCGACAACUACUUGCGAAUGAGCUCGGGAGAGAAGGCGAUGAGUAUAUCCAUGCACCCGGGCACCGUCAAGACGGGCUUGAGUAAAGAGUUCUGGGGCAACGUCAAGGAAGAGAAGUUGUUCAGCACGGAAUAUGCUGCUGAUAAGCUGAUGGAGGUCAUCAAUAGUCGGGGUAUAGAUGAUAGAGGGAAGUUCUGGGAUUGGAAGGGCGAGGAAGUGCCGCCUUGA
This is a messenger RNA of Saxophila tyrrhenica, 810 nucleotides long. RefSeq lists its product as uncharacterized. Gene Ontology annotation, molecular function: alcohol dehydrogenase (NAD+) activity. The coding region runs from base 1 to 810 and encodes 269 amino acids. The transcript has 2 exons. NCBI's taxonomy places the organism in Eukaryota, Fungi, Ascomycota, Dothideomycetes, Mycosphaerellales, Extremaceae. The record is from RefSeq and is a predicted model, not a curated record. Gene Ontology annotation, cellular component: cytoplasm.